Amaranthus tricolor (Joseph's coat) is the source of this 1117-nucleotide messenger RNA. RefSeq names its product transcription factor bHLH18-like. The record is from RefSeq and is a predicted model, not a curated record. Bases 173 to 994 code for a protein of 273 amino acids. Lineage: Eukaryota; Viridiplantae; Streptophyta; Magnoliopsida; Caryophyllales; Amaranthaceae. Gene Ontology annotation, molecular function: protein dimerization activity. The transcript has 4 exons.
UAUUUAACAAAGUGUGCAGAAGUUUGUUCUUUGUUCAUUCAUCUCUAUUAUUAUUAUUACUCAACUCUCAACUUAAGUUUACUUCCCAUGAUUUAACUUCAAUCAAUUUGCUGCCAAAGAAAGGAGAAGAAGACGAACAUAUACAACAAAACUACGAUACUUUUGGAUUUUUAUGGCUUCCUCGUCUUUACCUAAAAAUACCAAUUUCUUUGGUGAACUUGAUAUGGAGGAGGAUGCAAUAAUGUUGAACGAAUUUGUGGUCGAUUGUUUAGUUGAUAAUCCACCAGAAGCAGAAGAAAUGGAAGCAAUGAUGACAGCAAUAUCAUCUUCAGGCUCAGAAAACAACUCAUCAUCAACAACAAUUGAUAAUAAAAAUGGUGUACCGCCGCCUCGAAAGAGACCCAAGAGACUGCCGGAACAAUGUCAACACCAUAUUAUUGCCGAAAGACAACGUCGCCAAACUCUAAGCGAGCGUUUUAUUGCUUUGUCCGUCUUAAUUCCAGGCCUCAAAAAGCUGGACAAAACCUCAGUUCUUGGAGCAGCAAUCAUCCACAUGCAACAACUAAAAGAAAGAAUAAAGAUCCUUGAAGAACAAAUCAAUGCUAGAAAAGCAGUUGAAUCCUUUGUUGUCAUCAAACCACCACAAACCAGCUGCAUUGUUGAGAAUGAACACAAUAAUUCUUCAUCCACAGUAUCCAACAUUGACAAUCUCUCCAACAGAUUAUGUAAUGAUUAUCAACUCCCAGAAAUCGAAGCAAGAUUUUCGAAAAAUAAUGUCCUUAUUAAGAUUCACUGCCGAUUACAAAAGGGUAUUCUCAUCAAAAUCAUGAAGGAGCUAGAAAAGCUUCAAGUUUUGAUCACUAGUACUAAUGCUGUUCCUUUCACUAACAGAACAAUGGAUAUAAAUAUUAUGACCCAGAUGGAAUCCGACUUUAAUAUGCGACCACAAGAUGUUGUUGAAAAUCUACGUUUAAUCUUUAACGAGCAGCUUUAACUAGUUCAAGCUGUGUUUUUUUUAAUAUCUUUAUAAGAGAAUAAAAUGUAAACCGAACAAUCUAUUUAUAUUAUUUUUAUUAUUAAAAUAAUGAUUUUAUUACCUAAAAACAAAUAUCUAUAC